This is a messenger RNA of Tympanuchus pallidicinctus (lesser prairie-chicken), 3849 nucleotides long. RefSeq names its product RAB39B, member RAS oncogene family (gene RAB39B). Gene Ontology annotation, biological process: Rab protein signal transduction. The record is from RefSeq and is a predicted model, not a curated record. The transcript has 2 exons. Bases 59 to 700 code for a protein of 213 amino acids. NCBI's taxonomy places the organism in Eukaryota, Metazoa, Chordata, Aves, Galliformes, Phasianidae. Gene Ontology annotation, molecular function: GTPase activity; GTP binding. Gene Ontology annotation, cellular component: Golgi membrane.
GGGCCGGCCUGGCGCUGCCCCCUGCGGGCCGGGCAUGGGCGGGCGCUGAGCGGGCGGCAUGGAGGCCAUCUGGCUCUACCAGUUCCGCCUCAUCGUCAUCGGCGACUCCACCGUGGGCAAGUCCUGCCUCAUCCGCCGCUUCACCGAAGGCCGCUUCGCGCAGAUCUCCGAUCCCACGGUGGGCGUGGAUUUCUUCUCCAGGCUGGUGGAGAUCGAGCCGGGCAAGAGGAUCAAGCUGCAGAUCUGGGACACGGCCGGGCAGGAGCGGUUCCGGUCCAUCACCAGAGCCUACUACAGGAACUCGGUUGGUGGACUCCUCCUCUUUGACAUUACAAACCGCAGGUCCUUCCAGAACGUCCACGAGUGGCUAGAAGAGACCAAGGUGCACGUCCAGCCCUACCAGAUCGUCUUUGUUUUGGUGGGUCACAAGUGUGACCUUGACACACAGCGGCAAGUCACCAGGCACGAGGCCGAGAAACUGGCUGCUGCAUAUGGUAUGAAGUACAUUGAGACCUCUGCUCGGGAUGCCAUUAACGUGGAGAAGGCCUUCACUGAUCUGACUCGAGAUAUAUACGAGCUUGUUAAAAGGGGGGAAAUUUCGAUCCAGGAGGGAUGGGAAGGGGUAAAGAGUGGGUUUGUCCCAAACGUAGUGCACUCUUCAGAAGAAGUGGUGAAAUCAGAUAGGAGGUGCUUGUGCUGAGCUCUUCUAGUGAGAGAAGUGGUGAUGAACUCUACUAACCAAACGUACUUUACUAAGUGAACUCAGUGUGCCAGAAGGGAGAGCAACGCUCCCGUUGUGAACAGCCUCCCACAGUCUUUUGGAUACGAGAACAGACCCAGGGAAUGAGUGUUCUGUUCCAUACAACUUUUCAGAACUGGGGGCUACAAACCUAACAGAGUGAGUGAGGGUGCAUGUAGAUUUUGUAAUGAGACAGCAAGCAGAAGUGAGGGACAGCAGAAGGGGGCAGAGCACACAGUUAGAUCUGAAUGGGCCAGCAUGUGCCACAGUGCUGUACGUGUCCUGUUUUAAGCAAAUCUGUAGCGCCAUGCUGGGUGCUGGAGCCAUGGCAUGGAUAGUGCUGUAGUAUGAGAAGCAGCAGAGAGAAAGAUGACAUCUUAAUUUGCAUCAGCUGCUUAUUAGCAGGAAGGUGUAAAGGCAGCAAGGGUACCAUUCCUUCCUAAGGCCAGUGGCAUAGGGAAAGUUUACUGGUGUGGUAUGCAUACUUCUGAAUUUUUUUCUUACAUUCUUGAACCUAGUUCAAUAGUAGAGUUCUCUGUGGCAUUUAAAGAGGAGAACAGUAGUUAUUUGAUUGGUAAUUACAAUUCAAAUGAUUUCCCCUAGUGUUUUUCAUGCUGUAAACUGGGAUUCUAAGUAGCAAUGCCUGCUGCAUUAGUAAUUAUUCAGUACAUUUUUAAACUAUUUACUGCCUCAAUGUGUACCUCAGUGUACCCUCAGUUCAGGGCUUUCCUGAAUAAUUAAGUGAUCCGGAGCAUAAAGAGAAAAACUUGUGCUCAUCUGCUGAAUCUUGAGGCUGGAGUAUGGCACCCAGGUGGGACACACCAACAUUUGUCUGCUAACAGCACUGUGCUAAUGUUUCGGGUGCCUUGUCAGCUGGGGCCACAAGGAAGAAUGGAAUGAAGUUGGGCAGGGCAGGGGAAACUUGAAAAGCUUAACUAAGGUGCAUCCACGAGGUGAGAUUUGCUUUUAAAGAAGUUGAAUAGCAUGGAAAGCAAUGGCUUCCAUCACUAUCUGCUGUUAAAGUGUCAUUUUCUUUCUUGGCAUCUGUGGAAGAAGAGAACUAGAACUGAGGAGGAGGAGCACAGAAGUGUGUGAGCAGGAGGAAAAGGAAAGCCCAAGACAAGCUCAAGAGUAAAAUUUGUUUUCCUCCUUGUUUUAAUUUGACUGGAGAUGAUCCUUAUCAGGUUGGUCAUUGCGGGUGGAAGCAGUUGUUAUAAAGGCUGUAUGUGGGUGGCCAUUUUCUGGGCAUGCUUUGUUUCCUCUAAGUUUCAACCAGCUUUACAAUUGCAGCAGGGUAACCUGUAGCAAAGUUCAACCUAUUUAAAACAAACAGAAACAAUAGUGACCUUUUUACUUGAGUUUGCAAGCUUUACACAACAAACUAAUGGGCAGGAGGGAGUAGGUAGAACUACAGGAAGCACCUGGUGUUUGAUUUUUAGGCCUCGAUGUAGAAAAAAGGUACUUGUUACAGCUUUUUUUAAGCUACCUCCAUCUUGAGUGAGUCUUGAGUGCUGUUGAAUUCAGACUGACUGCCCCAAGCCUCUUCGCAUAGUUUGCAGUACUUGUGCUGGUCUGUACGAAUGAAAGAUUCCUGUGUAUAAAAAAAGAACUCACCCUGAAGUUGGAUUACAUUUUCAUUUGAGUACUCUUGGAACAAUUUCAGUUCCUGAGCACUGCAGAGGAGGGCACUGGUAGCAAAUUAGAGUGAAGGAGGGAUGGCACUGGCCUAGCACCUGUUGUAAGCUGCCCGCUGCUGCACAACCCGGCCCCUCUUGGACAGGCUGUAGCUACACUGAGAGCCCUGUGCUAAGGCCCGCUGAGCUCCAGGCAGACUCGGUGCUGGUCAAGCUGAGUAACCUGAAGGUUCAAAAAAGAAAUCUCUUAAAAAAUCUCUUUCUAGGUAAGUGAAGCUGGAGAAGAUUGAUGCAGAGCACCACAGGAGCUGGGCUACCAUGGGCUCUCUACCUUCAGCUUCUGCUGACGCCAGUGGGGAGCACAAGGUUUGCUCAGACCGGGACUGCUAGUCCUGUUCUCACAAAGACGAGGGCAAACAGGUAUGAAAGGGUCAGUUUUCUUUUUCUUUCUUUCUUUCAAGGCCUGGCUAUUCACAGGUGUGGCUUAGGUCGCCUUGCUGACUAGCAGCUGUCCUAAGGGCAGAGCUUGAGUGCUCCAUUAAAGGCAGGUGAACCUUUAGAAAAGAUCAGUUUUAGCAAGAGUAAAACCCGUGAGCCUCAGUGCAGGAAAAGCUCAGUUUUCCCAAGACAGCUGCUGGUUUAUUUGAUGGCUUUGGACAUUGCGCUUCUCUCUCUCUCAGUCUUUCUGCUCCCAGAGGGAAAUUCCAGGAAACCUAAAUAAGCACGUAUAUUCAGGCCUUCAGAGUAAGUACUUGAUUUACAAACACGUGUCAUAAUGCUGAGGAGAAACAGUACAGAAGAAAAUGUAUGCAGUCUUAACUACUUAGAGGUAAUAAAUGGUUAUAUUAAAUGAUAGAUAAAUCGUUAUAUACAUCUUUUUCUAACUCCUUGCAUUUUUUAGGCAGCUUAUUAAAAUAUAGGAAAUGUAGAUUCCUCUGUACAAAAUUUGGAAUGUUUUUUCUAAGACGAAGAACUUAUAGGAUAUGCUAAGCAUUCUUUUCUAACAACUGGUUUUAACGCUUUGACUUCUGGUGCAAGAGGGAUUUAGAGAAAUCAAAGGUCACAACCUUCCACAGGAUAAAGGUCAGGAGCUCUUUUACUCUAGGUCAAAAAGAGAAACAAGAAAAGCUAACUUAAAACAAUCUGCAUGUUAGAUUCAAAUUGCUCUGAACCUCCAGAAUAAAAAACAUACUAUACACUUUCCUCGCUUUCUGUUAUGCACUGUAAUGAAAUGUGAAAAUAAUGCUGUAUUUAGCUGUCUGUAUGUGACUGGAAAUAUGCUUGUACUUAGCAAAAUGGUUACCAUGUGAUACUGUGAAAUUUAAAACUUGUAAAGAGACUGUUGGUUUUUUUCCUUCUCCCCUCCCUGUUCCUUAUCAGUAAGCUAUCUCAUAUCUGUACCGCUUCUGUACAGCAGCCCUAACUGGAAAUCUGGUACGGACCAGCUCAACAAUAAACAGGAUCUUUGCAAUGGCA